Messenger RNA from Exophiala bonariae, 852 nucleotides. RefSeq lists its product as uncharacterized. Lineage: Eukaryota; Fungi; Ascomycota; Eurotiomycetes; Chaetothyriales; Herpotrichiellaceae. Gene Ontology annotation, molecular function: nickel cation binding; GTPase activity. Bases 1 to 852 code for a protein of 283 amino acids. The record is from RefSeq and is a predicted model, not a curated record. The transcript has a single exon.
AUGGCGACACACUCCCACGACGGGGGGCCGUCCCACGCCUCGCAUUCCCACGACGGGCCCAACGGCGGCCACGGCCACUCGCACGAGAUCCUCACAGGGCCCGGCUCCUACCUCCACCGCGAAAUGCCCAUCGUGUCCGGCCGAGACUUCAACGACCGGGCGUUCACGAUCGGGAUUGGCGGGCCCGUCGGCUCGGGAAAGACAGCUUUGAUGCUCGAGCUGUGCCUGGCGCUGCGCAAGGAAUACAACAUCGCGGCCGUGACCAACGACAUCUUUACACGCGAGGACGCCGAGUUCUUGACCAAGCACGGCGCCUUGACGCCAGAGCGUAUCGUCGCAAUCGAAACAGGUGGUUGUCCGCACGCUGCCGUGCGCGAGGACAUCAGUGCCAACUUGUUGGCGCUGCAGGGACUGCACGCGAAGUUUCAGACAGACCUGCUGCUCAUUGAGAGUGGAGGGGACAAUCUCGCGGCGAACUACAGUCGCGAACUCGCGGAUUUCAUCAUCUAUGUGAUUGAUGUGGCUGGCGGCGACAAGGUGCCGAGGAAAGGUGGUCCGGGGAUCACGGGGAGUGACUUGCUCGUCAUCAAUAAGUGUGAUCUGGCGGAUGCGGUGGGCGCGGAUGUCGAUUUGAUGGAGCGAGAGGCGAAUAAGAUGCGUGAGGGAGGCCCGGUGGUCAGAGGGGUGGUCAAACAUGGCGUUGGUGUGAAUCAGACGGUUGACAUGAUCAUCUCGGCGUGGAAGAGCACCGAUGGCUAUAUCGUGUCGAGGCAGAAAUGGUCCAAAGGCGUGCCCAGGGGCAGUGGUGAGCAGCCGAAAAUCAAUCGCUAUACGCCUGUGCCCCAUACUUGA